AUGAGACCCGAGGCGGAGCCCGAAGCCCGCGAGGUGCGGGGGCGCGGCUGUCACUGCCCGGUGGACGGCCCCCGAAGGCCAUCGCCGCCGUGCGGGCCCGAGAGCCCCACACCUUGGAGACCCUGGGUCCAGACCCGGCGGGAUGCCCGGCCCACCAGAACUGGAAGCCCGCACGAACCUGGGGCCAGCCAGCACACGUCCAGACCCAAGGGGGCCUUUGGCUUCCAGCAUCCUGUAAGACUUUAUUUACCCGUUUCAAAGCGUCAAGAAUACCUGCAGAGCUCGGGGGAGAAGGUCCUGGCGAGUUUCCCGGUGCAGGCGACCAUCCAUUUCUACAACGACGCUUCCGAUGACGAUGACGAUGAGGAUGAGGAUGAGCAAGGGGAAGAAGCUCGGCCGUGUGACCUUCGGGACCAGAGGCCGAAAGCCGCCCCGGAGGGCAGGGCAGAGACUGGCUGCAGGCGCGAAUGAGGCCCCUGGCGGAGGGCCCGGGGUGGUGAGGGCCAUGGGGUGCGGGCCCCGGUGCUUCUCCGCGGGGCUGCAGGACAAGUGGGGCGCUUCUCGCCCACAAGAGUCGCCUCUCCCACGCCGGCUUCACACACGUGAGCUCUGGGGACAGUCGCACGACAGUCGCGCCAAUGGCGAGCUCCUCUGGCUGUCCAGGUCCAAGGUUUAGCUGCCUCUGGUCAGCGCACCGCUUUUGCAAGAAAUCAGCUCUUCCUUUUCCUUCUCCUGUGUGCUAGAGCACUCCUUUCAGAGAAUUCUAGGAACAAGAGAAGGUUGGUGUCCAGAUGGAUUGUGACCAGGUUGAGGUAACUUUCACAGGGUCUCGCUGCGCAAGGGUGAGGAGUUAGUUCAAUAUUGAUGACCACCCCCAGCCCUGCCUCUGGCAGCCAGAGACCCCCUCUGUAGCAGAAUCUGCAUUUACAAAACACUGAGGUAGGCUGGUGUGGCUGUUUAGGGGUGUUCUGGCAAAUAUGUAUUUCUGAGAAAUGAAUAAAACCCUCAGUACUUCUCGUAAGUGUUAAUAGGAAUAAAAAUGGGUUUUUUGAGGCUUGUUCUGCAUAAAAAAUGUACAUGAUUAUUGUGGGAGGCUCUGUGUCUGAAUAAUUCACUUAGUAGGGGACUCCUGGACUUGGUACUUGAACAGGAUAACAGUGUUUUCAAACAAAGUAGCCAAUGUGAAGUUGUGGGGGUUUUUUGUUUUGAUGACCAAAUACUGUAUUCCUUAAGGGUUUUUUCUUAACUGUUUUACAUGUAUUCCUGUACA
Molecule: messenger RNA, 1270 nt
Organism: Condylura cristata (star-nosed mole)
Lineage: Eukaryota; Metazoa; Chordata; Mammalia; Eulipotyphla; Talpidae
Gene: RIPPLY3
Product: ripply transcriptional repressor 3
Exons: 4
Coding region: 1-471 (156 amino acids)
Biological process (GO): negative regulation of transcription by RNA polymerase II; embryonic pattern specification
Cellular component (GO): nucleus
Source: RefSeq, a predicted model, not a curated record